UUCCAGAGAGGCUGUGGUCCAUAGCCUCUGUUCGUUUUCACUGCAGGACCAGGCACGAAAGUUAAAACAAAAUGAAGAUUUUUUCUGAAUCUCAUAAAACAGUAUUUGUUGUAGAUCACUGCCCUUACAUGGCAGAAUCAUGCAGACAGCAUGUCGAGUUUGAUAUGCUGGUGAAGAAUAGGACCCAAGGAAUCAUCCCUUUGGCCCCCAUAUCUAAAUCCUUGUGGACUUGCUCAGUAGAAUCUUCCAUGGAAUAUUGUAGAAUAAUGUAUGAUAUAUUUCCUUUCAAAAAGCUGGUGAAUUUCAUUGUGAGUGACUCUGGAGCACAUGUUUUAAAUUCUUGGACUCAAGAAGACCAAAAUUUGCAGGAGCUAAUGGCAGCAUUAGCUGCUGUUGGGCCUCCUAAUCCACGAGCAGAUCCAGAAUGCUGCAGCAUUCUGCAUGGUCUCGUUGCAGCAGUGGAAACCCUGUGUAAAAUUACAGAAUACCAACAUGAGGCUCGUACUCUACUAAUGGAAAAUGCAGAACGUGUUGGAAAUAGAGGACGAAUAAUUUGCAUUACUAAUGCAAAAAGUGAUAGUCAUGUGCGAAUGCUUGAGGACUGUGUCCAGGAAACAAUUCACGAGCAUAACAAGCUUGCUGCAAAUUCAGAUCAUCUCAUGCAGAUUCAGAAGUGUGAACUGGUCUUGAUCCAUACUUACGCAGUUGGUGAAGACAGCCUUGUGUCUGAUCGUCCUAAAAAGGAGUUAUCCCCUGUUUUAACCAGUGAAGUUCAUAGUGUUCGUGCAGGACGGCAUCUUGCUACCAAGUUAAAUAUUUUGGUACAGCAACAUUUUGACUUGGCUUCAACUACUAUUACAAAUAUUCCAAUGAAGGAAGAACAACACGCUAAUACAUCUGCCAAUUAUGAUGUGGAACUACUUCAUCACAAAGAUGCACAUGUGGAUUUCCUGAAAAGUGGUGAUACUCACAUAGGUGGCAGCAGUAGAGAAGGCUCGUUUAAAGAAACGAUAACAUUAAAAUGGUGCACACCCAGGACAAAUAACAUUGAAUUACACUAUUGCACUGGCGCUUACCGAAUUUCACCUGUAGACGUAAAUAGCAGACCUUCCUCCUGCCUUACUAAUUUUCUUCUAAAUGGUCGUUCUGUUUUAUUGGAGCAACCACGAAAGUCAGGUUCCAAAGUCAUUAGUCAUAUGCUUAGUAGCCAUGGAGGAGAGAUUUUUUUGCAUGUCCUUAGCAGUUCUCGAUCCAUUCUAGAAGAUCCACCUUCAAUUAGUGAGGGAUGUGGAGGCAGAGUUACAGACUACCGGAUCACAGAUUUUGGUGAAUUUAUGAGGGAAAACAGAUUAACUCCUUUUCUAGACCCCAGAUAUAAAAUCGAUGGAAGUCUUGAGAUCCCUUUGGAACGAGCAAAAGAUCAGUUAGAAAAACACACCCGUUACUGGCCUAUGAUUAUUUCACAAACCACCAUUUUUAACAUGCAAGCGGUAGUUCCAUUAGCCAGUGUUAUUGUGAAAGAAUCUUUGACAGAAGAAGAUGUGUUAAACUGUCAAAAAACAAUAUACAACUUAGUUGAUAUGGAAAGAAAAAAUGAUCCUCUACCUAUUUCCACAGUUGGUACGAGAGGAAAAGGGCCUAAAAGAGAUGAACAGUACCGUAUCAUGUGGAAUGAGUUAGAAACCCUUGUCAGAGCUCAUAUCAACAACUCAGAGAAACAUCAAAGAGUAUUGGAAUGUCUGAUGGCAUGUAGAAGCAAACCCCCAGAAGAAGAAGAACGAAAGAAACGAGGAAGAAAGAGAGAGGACAAAGAGGACAAAUCAGAGAAAGCAGUGAAAGAUUAUGAACAGGAGAAAUCUUGGCAAGAUUCGGAGAGAUUAAAAGGAAUCUUGGAACGUGGAAAAGAAGAGUUGGCUGAAGCUGAGAUCAUUAAAGAUUCACCCGAUUCCCCAGAACCUCCAAACAAAAAGCCCCUUGUGGAGAUGGAUGAAGCUCCACCAGUAGAAAAAUCAAAAGGUCCAGUGUCCUUAUUAUCCCUGUGGAGUAAUAGAAUCAAUACUGCCAAUUCCAGAAAACAUCAGGAGUUUGCUGGACGUUUGAACUCUGUUAAUAACAGAGCUGAAUUGUAUCAACAUCUUAAAGAGGAAAAUGGAAUGGAGACAACAGAAAAUGGCAAAGCCAGCCGGCAGUGAAGAAUGACUUGAGGAACUAAAAUUUACUAUAU
Messenger RNA from Puma concolor (puma), 2224 nucleotides. It is a transcript of the gene INTS13, whose product is annotated as integrator complex subunit 13. Gene Ontology annotation, cellular component: integrator complex. The record is from RefSeq and is a predicted model, not a curated record. NCBI's taxonomy places the organism in Eukaryota, Metazoa, Chordata, Mammalia, Carnivora, Felidae. Gene Ontology annotation, biological process: regulation of mitotic cell cycle; centrosome localization.